This is a messenger RNA of Racocetra persica, 515 nucleotides long. Lineage: Eukaryota; Fungi; Glomeromycota; Glomeromycetes; Diversisporales; Gigasporaceae. The record is from the annotation of a GenBank genome assembly.
AUGUUUAAUUUUAUAAAUUAUGUUUAUGUAAAUUAUAUAUUUGAAUCAAAUGAUGAUUUGUUAUUUGAUUAUCUUUCAUUUAUCAAAAAUAUUAUUUUCGUUCUUUACAAUUCUUCAAAUCUUCCAGAAGAUUAUGAUGAAGAAAGUUAUUAUGCUAUAAUGCGAACAAUAAUUAACAAAUUGCAAAAAUUUGAUAAGGUGGUUAUAAUAAAUAGAAGUGUGAAGGAAGAUUUUUGGUUCGUAAAAGAAUUAAGAGAGAAGAUAGAUGAUACGACUAUUAUUCAUUUGAUAGAUGUUGAAUCGAAUAUAUCAUACGAUGGUGUUAAUUUACUUGACAAAAGUAACUUUGUAAACGAAAUAUAUUUGAAAAACAUUGAUUGUAGUUUAUUGAAAGAAAUGAGAAUAGAAAAUCGAGUUCAACAUUUGAAAUUAAAAAAUUGUAAAAAUCUGAAAUUGGGAUUGGAUGAUCUUAAAUUAUUGAAUAAGUUGAUGAUUGAUAGUACUUGGAUAAGAAU